UCAGACGCAUUUGCAACACCUCCAUCACCUAACCGACAGCCGACCGGCACUCGUCCGUUUUGUGCGGUGUGUGGCUGACAGAAAUGGGAAUCCCGUACUCGAAACAAAUCCACUCAGCCUUCGAUCAGGUCACACCCUUUGUCGCAUGCGGAUUCAGGGUGUUGGAGAAAAUACGGGACAUAUCGAUACUGGUUGCCCUGAUCCAGCUCCUUACAUGCUUCUUCCUUUCGCUGAUUCUACUCACAUUACUUGGACUGCUCAUCACGGUGAAUCCGGAUCUUGAGUUGGAACGGCAGGCUAUCGUGACACCAACUGUGAAAUGGAUUGCCUCGUGGGUGAGCGAUCGCGACGAGAGGCGGUGGAUUGAGGUUUUGUUGUUCGUUGUUCUCGGAGGGGUCGGCUUGGGGGCUUCGGCGGGAUACUACACGAUGCAGGAACACGUUUUGCCAGCAAAUGGCAAUAGAGUCACUGAGGAGGUUGCUGAUGAGGUGGUGGAAGGAGCUGUUGCACAAGGAGGUAGUAGCUAAUCCAAAUCACAGAAUUCACCUGUGAUAUAGAGCAAAGCUUUAGAGAAAAUGUCAACACCAAGACUCAAUGUAUAUCUACCCGAUCUAAUUGGCUGGCAUAAUGCUCCCGUGAGCUUCAUCCGAUUUUACUGACAAGUUUGUGUUGCUAGAUAGAG
Molecule: messenger RNA, 682 nt
Organism: Canariomyces notabilis
Lineage: Eukaryota; Fungi; Ascomycota; Sordariomycetes; Sordariales; Chaetomiaceae
Exons: 1
Coding region: 84-527 (147 amino acids)
Source: RefSeq, a predicted model, not a curated record